AUAUUUUUAGCAAUUAAUAAAAAUGAAAAUUCUUUAUAAAUAUACAAUGAACCAAACAAAGACUAUCUAAUGGCCACCUUUCAUAAGACCAUGCCCACACUUUCCUUUUCAUCUUCUUCCCCUUCACCCUUUGAAAAUUCCAAAUCCUCAAUUCAUUUUAAUCUGCAAAAUUGAUAAUAAAAAAAAUAAAAAUAAAAUUCAUUAAAUUAAACUAUUUACAGGAACAAAUCAUGACGACUCUACAGAAAUUCAAGCUGUUAGCUACACAGUGUGCAGUUGCCGGAAGCCCAACAAGGAGCCCAACUGCAAGCCCAGUAAUCCACCUCCGCCGGAGAAGAAGCACUCUCCGUAUGCUGCUCAGCCGCGGCGGAAGAAGGCUGCCGCCGCUCCGUGAAGUUGGAUCUCCGGGCAGGCGGCCGCGGGGCGACGGAAAAUCGUCGGAAAGGGGGAAGGAAAUUGUUGUUAGACAUAAACUGAAGGAUUUGUUUGUUUCGUCACCUCCGACGUUCAAAGAGAAAGUUUCGGAGAAUAUAAGAGAAGGGCUGUUACCAACUGCGGGCGUCGGUGGGGCACGUUCCGGACGGCCGUUAUCAGCUAUGUUCCGGCACCGGUUGCUUAGGAGAGCUUGGCGGCCGGUUCUCGUCGGCAUACCCGAGUGAUGUGAUUAAUCUGACCUUUAAUAGUAAAAUAAUUAUUUUUAGUCUUAAGUUUUUGCUUUUCAUUAUUUUAGAUAAUUUUGGCUUCUGCUUAUUUAAGAUUAUGAAGGUAGAAGAACUAUGUCGUUAUCGUCAAAUUUCGUAUAAAAAAAAGAAUGUUAUCUCUAUGUUAAACCAUAAUUCUUGUCUAUCGCCGUUAAGUCUCUAUGUUACCCUUAAUUUUAGAAUAAUUCCAUAGGUACGGGGAAUUAUUGACAGAAAUGAUACAGGUGUUGUGUUGACAGUAUUUGUAUGGUGUAAUUUCUGUGUUUGUUGUGUUAAAAAUCAAAGAAAAUUUACGAAGUAUUUCUUUGUAGAAAUUCUGUGAAUUUUUUC
This is a messenger RNA of Olea europaea var. sylvestris, 1031 nucleotides long. RefSeq lists its product as uncharacterized. The transcript has a single exon. The record is from RefSeq and is a predicted model, not a curated record. The coding region runs from base 231 to 659 and encodes 142 amino acids. NCBI's taxonomy places the organism in Eukaryota, Viridiplantae, Streptophyta, Magnoliopsida, Lamiales, Oleaceae.